This is a messenger RNA of Penaeus vannamei (Pacific white shrimp), 4355 nucleotides long. The record is from RefSeq and is a predicted model, not a curated record. Lineage: Eukaryota; Metazoa; Arthropoda; Malacostraca; Decapoda; Penaeidae.
UCAGCUGGGGCGCAGUGCGUAAGCCUCGACAGUCUGAGGUAGACGUCGAUAACCAGCAGAAGCCCAAUUCUUCUUAGAAUUUUGGCGAUUGAAGACAGAUAUGACCAUAUUUUCACGGUUCGGCAUCCUUCUCAGACACCAGAAGCGGGCGAACAUGUCGGAAAUGCUCAAAGGCCAUGGACUGCGCUAUGCUUCCUUCCUACACCAAAAGGGUUACAUUGGAGGCCAGUGGGUCUCAGCUGCCAGUGGGAAGACUUUUGAAGUUACAAAUCCGAGCAAUGGCAAAGUGAUUGCAAGUGUCCCAGACAUGGAUGAACAUGAUGCGCAAAUGGCCAUUGAUGCUGCCUAUGAUGCCUUCCAGACUUGGAGGAGAACCACGGCCAAGGAACGUGCCAUUCUUCUACGUAAAUGGUACAGUCUGAUGGAAGAGCAUAAGGAGGACUUGGCAAUCCUAAUGACAGCAGAAGCAGGAAAGCCUCUCGUCGAGUCCCGUGGUGAAAUCACUUAUGGAAGCUCAUUCCUUGAGUGGUUUGCAGAAGAGGCUAGACGCAUACAUGGUGAGGUAGUUCAGAGUCCAGCACCCAGCAAGGAGAUGAUUUUCCUCCGUGAACCUAUUGGUGUUGUGUCCAUGAUUACACCAUGGAACUUCCCGAAUGCCAUGAUUACACGCAAAGCAGGAGCUGCCCUGGCUGCAGGAUGCACGUGUGUCAUUAAACCGGCAGAAGACACCCCAUUCUCAGCACUUGCAGCUGUGGACCUUGCUGAAAAGGCUGGGAUUCCUCCAGGUGUUGUAAAUGUGGUGACAGCAUCAAGGCCAAACACACCAGCUGUAGGGGAGAUUCUAUGCACAAGCCCAAAAGUAGCAGGCAUGUCCUUCACAGGAUCAACUGUAGUAGGGCAGUUAUUGUACAAGCUCUGUUCAACGGGCAUCAAGAGGAUUGGACUGGAGUUAGGAGGAAAUGCCCCUUUCAUUGUCUUCAAUGGGGCUAAUUUGAAAUCAGCUGUUGAAGGACUAAUGGUUGCAAAGUUCAGGAAUGCAGGACAGGCUUGCAUCAGUGCAAACAGGAUCUUGGUUCAGUCUGGAGUCUAUGAUCAGUUCCUGGAGCAGCUUAAGGAGGCUGUGAGCAAGCAACUGGUUGUAGGGGAUGGAUUUGACAAGGGAGUUAAUCAGGGACCUAUCAUUAACCAAAGUCAGCUGAAUAAGGUCAGUGCCAUUGUCAAGGACUCAGUUGCUGCUGGAGCUCACUUGGUGACUGGAGGGAACCCUCACAAACUGGGGGGUCUGUUCUACGAGCCAACCAUCCUGACUGAGGUCACAGAGGAUAUGCCUUGCUUCAAGGAGGAAAUCUUUGGCCCAGUUGUGGCUGUUAGGAAAUUUGAGACUGAAGAAGAGGCUUUGCAGAUUGCCAAUAACUCUGACCGUGGUUUGGCUGCUUAUUUCUACAGCCAAGAUGUUUCACAGGUAUGGCGAGUGGCUAGGAGAUUGGAAACAGGUAUGAUUGGCAUUAAUGAGGGCCUAAUCUCUGCUACAGAAGGUGCAUUUGGAGGUGUGAAACAGUCAGGAAUUGGAAGAGAGGGUUCCAGGCAUGGUAUUGAUGAUUACACAAAUAUUAAGUACAUUUGUAUAGGAGGAAUUAAUUAAAUGCUUGGCAUAUUGUGGCUGGUAUAGGUCAGGGCAGCUUAUUUUGAACUGAAAAUACUGACAUGUCUUUUCAAUAUCUGUAUUUAAGCUGAUAUUUACAAUGAGUUAUAAAAUUACGUAAACUGAUAUGACAAUGGCGUUGAAAAUUAUGUCUUUCUCUUAGAUGUAUAUUAUUGAAAUGAUGAAUAUACUUUUAGUAGAUAGACAUUACUAAUUUGGUAUUAUAUUGAGUGUGAAGAUCUACCAAAUGGAUUUGGUAUAAAAUGAUUAUAAAAUGUUCCCUAAUGAUUGAUAUAAAAGUUAAUCUAUGUGGUAUGGAUGCACUAAGCUAGGGCAAAUUGAAGAUGAUAGUCUUGCAGAGGACAAAAAGUUGAAGACAUUCAUACAAGAAAUAAUCUGCAGACAUGAAUGUUAUGCUACAAAUAAAGGAAAAGGUUGCGGAAAGUGCCACUCACAGUCUAAGUUCACUCAGUGCUCCCGAGUUUCAGCUCUAUCUUGCUAUACAUAACAAGAUGAACACAAAAUUUCUUGUGGUGCACACUGGUCAACAUAUAUUAUUGAAUGGAUUUUGUGACGUGAAGUUGGGGACUUUGUAAUUGUAUUUAGAAUUACCAAUGUAAAUGCACUAGGAAUAUUUAAUAUUGAUCCUACAUUAGGAGUACUGUAAUAAAAAGGAUCCAAAAUUUGGGUGAUGAGAAAUGGAAAUUUUAUCAGCCAUUAUUAUAUGGCUUUUUUAUAUUGCACUUUCUGAUAAGUGUAUCCAUCUAUGUCUAUGUUUCUGUAUCAUUCUGUCAGUAUCUAUUUGUCUAUUGGUCCAUCUAUCAUUUUUUUUACCUUAUUAUUAAUUGUAAAAGUAAUUCAUAAAAUGAAUUUCUGAGCAAAAUAAAAUGUUGAAACCGCAGCAGUAUUCUGUGAAAUUAGUAACACUGCCAGUGAUGAUAAUAAUUGUAUGUUUUUGAUAAGAUUUAUGGCAACAUUGUCAUCAAAUGAUUAAAUGCCUUUUUGACAUGGAUUUUUGCUACCUUUUCAUGGUAAGAUUUUACUGUACUAUUGGAAAGAAAUUAUCUCUUAUAUAUAAUUGAAGUUAAGAUAAUCACUCCAGAUAGAUUGAUAAUUAGAAAUAAUUAUGUGAAAGAGAUGCUGAAGUGGAUGAAAAAUAUCAAAUUGCACCUUUGCACUUUACUCUAGAUUGCAAAUCAGUGGCACAAGUAAGCAAGAUCUUUGGCUUUCAGGAGCUUUAUAAAGAGUACAGUCUCAUAAUUGCUUAGAAAAUAGUUAAAAGAUAUAUAUAUUUACCUGAUGCUUUUCAUAUUUAUUCCAUAGUAUUUUUUUGUUAAUGUCAUUAUAACAUUAUAUGUUAACUUUUUGUUUUGAUUUGUUCCUUUUGUGUUCCUGCCUUGCCUGUCAGUGGUAUGUUUAGACAAGUUAUGCGUCAGUUGCAGGGCAUUCCCUUAUUGCAAUCAUGGGCAUCGUAUUAAGUAGAAUUCAUGUAUAUUUGUUGGCUGCAUAAUGUAGAACAGCUAAACAGGAUAUAUUCCAAAUAUACUGGGAUUAUACCAAUUUGCAUGAAAUACAAUUUUUUGUAGUAAGAAUAAGUAUGUUGUAUAUAUGCUUAGGUUUAUUUAGUCCAUACUCUGGUAUAACAGGAAGAAAAUUACAAAAAUGUAUACGUAUUAUUUUUGUGUCUUUAUUUUAUGUUUUUUUGAAGCAAUGUUCCAGGGAAAAAAAGGAAAUAAAAGUUGAUUUUAUUUCAUCUGCAUUGUUGCCGAAUUUGCUAAUGACACAGUACUUUGAAAGAAAUGCAUAUAUAAUGAUAAUAUUUUUAUUAGUAAGAUCUUGGGGAAUACUUCUCAAGGUUGCAAUAUAUUUUCUAUAUUAUAGCAAAGGAGUAACUCAAAAUUGUAAUCAUUUAAAAAAAUUUAAGACUGUUACUUUAAACUAUUUGUAAAAUAGAAAAUCAUAAAUUACUAUUACACUAUCCUAUUUGAAUAUGAGUUUUUCUGGCUAUAUGGGGGUUACACUUUCAUCAUUUACAAAGCACAAAAAUGUUCAGGUUCAAUAUCAGUGAGGCUCUUAACAGUAUACAAUUAUACACACCACAAUAUUAUAUGUUAAAGGAAAAUAAGAAAGUGAAGUAUUACUAUCAACCUGUCUUCAUAUCAUGCAUUUAUAACCUUGAAAUAAAGAGUCCUCAAUAUUGACUUGUAAAUGAUCAGGGAAUUAAUAUUCAUGCAUAUGGUUUUAUUUUUUAAUAUUAUUUUUAAAGAUAUUUUUAUGUACUACACGGUGCCAUAUUUUUUUUUCCUUCUUAGUCCAAAUUAACAGAUCAUAAUGAAGGAAAUGAAUAUUGUAUAACUAGAAAAGUAAAAAAAAAGAAAAUUCCUUGAUGGUUUAUAAACUAAUCAAUAGCGACAUUAAACAAGACAUAUCACAGUCUGUACACAAAAAUGUUCCUUAGUUCAACACUUGAUUUGUUGUGUUAUUGUACAAAUAUACAAAUUUUAUUAGAACCUUUAUUUUUACAUACUGUCUGGUUCGGUGUUUGCAAGGGUCUUCCAUUGAUGUUUAUUGUUAUUUGCUAUAUGAUGGGUUGUGUACUCAUGGAAACUAAAAUCCUUCAUAUGUAACAAAGCUGUGGUGUUACUGUCAGGUGUUGUGCUGUAUUUUUUGUUGUCCCUUGUAAAUUUGUUAAUUAAACUGGAGAUUUACCUUU